GUGACGAGCGGUCGCGGUGAGUUUCCUCUUCUCGUCCCGGUGCCGUCUGGACGCGCACCGCUCCUGUGCUCUUCAGCCAUGAGCGCCGCUACUCAUAUGUGACCGCCAUGCUCAGUUUCCACAGUGUUUGGUGUUGCAGAAGUGAUCUUUGCCAACAACGAUGGCGAGCAGUGAGCGAAACAAGAAGAUCUUGCUAGAAAUGGUGAAACAGCGGGACAACAGCCAGUGUGCGGACUGUGGCGCGCCGGAUCCAGACUGGGCGUCCCACAGACUAGGUGUCUUUGUGUGUCUGAACUGUUCGGGGGUCCACCGCAACUUAUCCAGCCGUGUCAAAUCCUUAAAGCUGGACUUCUGGGAGGAUGAUCUGGUGGAGUUUAUGAAAUCCAACGGCAACACCAGAGCCAGAGCUUACUAUGAAAAAGCUGUUCCAGUGUACUAUUACCAGCCCAAUCAAAACGACUGUGCUGUCUUGAGGGAACAGUGGAUACGAGCGAAAUACGAGAGGAUGGAGUUCACGGGAGAGACCAAGUACCCGCCACUCAGUUAUACCACAGGUUUCCAUGAAGGGGUGCUGUGGAAGAAGGGGAAGGAGAACGCUCAGUUCCUGAGGAGGAAGUUCGUUCUCUCUGAAAGGGAAUUUACCCUGACCUAUUACAACAAGGACAACGACUCCAAAGUGCCGAAGGCGGUGAUCUCCAUCAAGGACCUGAAUGCCACCUUCCAGCCUGAGAAGAUUGGCCAUCCCCACGGCCUCCAACUGACUUACCAUGAGGACAGCCACAGCCAUACCAGGAACCUCUACGUUUACCAUGAAAGGCCUGAGGAGAUUGUGAUAUGGUACAACGCCAUCCGUGCGGCUCGCUACGCCUACCUAAGAACGGCCUACCCUACUGGACGGGAUGAAGAUCUGAAGCCCAAGAUAACAAGAAACUACCUCAAAGAGGGCUUCAUGGAAAAGACUGGCCCAAAGCAGAGGGAGCUGUUCAAAAAGCGGUGGUUCGUCCUCGACUCUCAGGAGAGGAAGCUGCUCUACUUCAAGGGCCAGCUGGAUGCCGAGGAGUUGGGGGUGAUUUUCAUUGGCACAGAGAAAAACGGUUACGCUGUGAAGGAGUGUGUCCCAAAGAGUGCCCGAGGGAACAAGUGGAACUGUGGCAUCGCUGUUGAGACCCCCGACCGGCAGUUUGUGUUCAUGUGUGAACAGGAGCGGGAGCAGAGGGAGUGGCUGGAGGUGCUCAGACAGGUCAUCUCCAGGCCCAUGGCACCUCAGGACUACAGCACUGAAGCCAACAUCAGAAGAAAAAGAUGAAACACAUACGGCCGCAACAACAGAGAAUCCCCGUAGGUGACAGGGCUGCGGCAUCUGGAAACCGAAGUGACUGGAUGACCAGCAGCAUGGAUGAAUGGUGAAUCUGUCAC
Messenger RNA from Lampris incognitus (smalleye Pacific opah), 1416 nucleotides. It is a transcript of the gene adap2, whose product is annotated as ArfGAP with dual PH domains 2. Gene Ontology annotation, cellular component: intracellular membrane-bounded organelle; plasma membrane. The transcript is spliced from 11 exons. The coding region runs from base 161 to 1306 and encodes 381 amino acids. Gene Ontology annotation, molecular function: phosphatidylinositol bisphosphate binding; GTPase activator activity. Lineage: Eukaryota; Metazoa; Chordata; Actinopteri; Lampriformes; Lampridae. Gene Ontology annotation, biological process: positive regulation of GTPase activity. The record is from RefSeq and is a predicted model, not a curated record.